This is a messenger RNA of Arabidopsis lyrata subsp. lyrata, 1625 nucleotides long. RefSeq names its product serine-rich adhesin for platelets. The transcript has a single exon. Bases 287 to 1441 code for a protein of 384 amino acids. NCBI's taxonomy places the organism in Eukaryota, Viridiplantae, Streptophyta, Magnoliopsida, Brassicales, Brassicaceae. The record is from RefSeq and is a predicted model, not a curated record.
AGAAAAUAGAUUAAACCCAAAACACACAAACACAAAAAUAAAGAAAAAGCUCUCAUUAGAGAAAUAGGCCACAAACAAGUCAGUAUCCCACGUGCAUCUGGGAACUCGACCCCUCUCUCUGCCACAACCCACUCUCUUCUCUUCUCCUUCAUUUCUCUCUUUCUCCACCAAUCUCUCUUUCUCUCUCUCAAAAGCAGAGAACCAAAAUAAUAAUACUCAAAGCUCAAAGCUUUCUCAUCUCACACACACAGAAACAGAGGAAGUAAGUUUUGGUUUUUGGUUAUCAAUGGUGGAAGUGAAAGAUCAAGAUAUGGGUGAUGGUAUGCAAUGUAUAAACCAUCCAUUUACUAAAAACCCAGGUGGGAUCUGUGCCUUUUGUCUUCAAGAAAAGCUUGGAAAGCUUGUAACUUCAUCUUUCCCACUUCCUAAACACCUCUCUUCUUCUUCAACUUCUUCUUCUCCUUCCUUCAGAUCUGACUCUGUUGGUAGUACAACCACUGCCUCUGCAGCUUCUCUCUCUCUCUCCGUCUCCGGAGCAACAAACAACAACAAGCUUCCGUUUUUGUUAGCUAAGAAGAAGAAGAAGAUGCUUACUGCUUCUUCUUCUGCAACCACGGCGAAUAUUGUUUACAAGAGAAGUCAAUCUACGAGGACGACGAAGACAACGUACGGAGAUUCAGAUUUGAGCCCGAGAAAGAGAAAUGGGUUUUGGUCGUUUCUUCAUCUCUACUCUUCAAAACACCAUGGAAGCAGUAAAAAAGUUGGAAACUUUCAUCAACCCACAAGCCAGAUUGAGAUAAAAACAGAGUUGACAGAGACUACAACAGUGGGAUCUUCGUCUUCUUCGUCAGCUUCUUCUUCAAUGUCAAAGAGAGUUGUUGGUGGGAGUAAUAGUAACAGAAACGGUAUUGAUGUGAUUGUUGAAGAAGAUGGAAGUCCUAACAUUGAAGUAACACCAAGUGAGAGGAAAGUGUCAAGAUCUAGAUCUGUUGGGUGUGGAAGUAGAAGCUUCUCUGGUGAUUUCUUUGAGAGGAUCACUAAUGGGUUUGGAGAUUGUACUUUGAGAAGAGUUGAGUCACAGAGAGAAGGUAAUAAUAACAAAGGUAACAAGGUUAGUAGUAACCCUAGUAAUGGUGUGAGAGAGAUGGUGAGAUGUGGUGGGAUCUUUGGUGGGUUUAUGAUAAUGACGUCAUCGUCUUCUUCUUCAUCUUCAUCAUCAUGGGUAUCAUCAUCAUCAGCUGAACAUCAUCAUCAUAAUCAUAACAUGGGUCAUGGUGGAGGAAGGAACAGAAGCUGGGGAUGGGCAUUUGCAAGUCCAAUGAGAGCAUUUAGUUCUUCUUCAUCGUUUGGUAAAAGAGGCCGUACAAUUUCAGAUUCUACAAGCAAGAACACAACUCCAAACUUGGGUGCAAUUCCUUCUUUGUUGUCUGUCAGAAGCUGAAUAAAUUAAAAACUUUGAUCUUUGUGUUUCUAAUAAGUUCUUAAACGAGAAAAAUACAUUAAUAAUUAGUUUUGUCUUUUCAUCAAUGUGUUUAUCUUUUAGGUGUUCUUGAAAUAUUUGUUGAUGAUCUUUUUGAUAAAUCUUAUUAGUAUUGUAAUGUCACACCACUACUCUUCUAUGUUCA